CUCUUGUUUUUCCCAAGUUCGGGUCCUGAUAAGGCCAUAAGGCAAUAUUAUUCUGUCACGUUUGUCUCCUGUUGUAAUGUUAACAAGCAUCCACCCUGCAACAACAUCUGGUGACUCCGUUAAGAUCAAACUCGCACCUGAACUAAAGUGGACUGUGGACUGCCGUGCGCUAGAGGCCUUGGCACGUGGCGCCUUUCAGCGUAGACUGACAACUAUGGCGAGACUGAAAAAAAAAGAAAUCAGCGGAGCUCAGACGAUGGUUUUGUUUUCCCGUAAUGAUAACUACAACGGUAAGGCACUAACCGUCUGUCUGUAUGUGGACUGUCUUCGAGCUGCUCGGAGACACAGACACACUGACUACCACUCGCCGGUUACACCAGGGCACGCGGAACAGGAAAUAUUAAACGACCUCGAAAAGAACUAAAACGCAGAUUUUUUUCGACCCCCUAUCAUCUUGGUAUGACGGAUCUCCGGCGUGAAAAUACCAUUGAUUUACUCUCUUGCGAUGGGGAGUUUGAUUUGCAAGACAUGUCGGCUGCGUGCGACGCGCAUCAAAGUCCAAAACGAAAAAGAAGCCAAGCCACAUGCAGACGUCCACGUUUGUUCGUCAACAUCGAAUGAUAUGGAAUUCACAGGAGAAGCUAAUAAGCAAGUGUUCUAACAAGCGAAAAGAAAAUCAUUCUGGCGGGUGCCAUGCAUGCUGGAGGCAAGCUAGCCAGUCAGCUGGUGUUGCGUGGCUUCGAGAGCAAUUCAACGAGACAGAUUCAUGGUUAACCAUGACAUCGUGUGGCGAUUUAAUUCUCCACUGCUCUCCGUCGGUCACUGAACAGCUCGGUACGUUUAUAUAUAUAUAUAUAUAUAUAUAUGGUGAUGGAUGCCUCCAAUGUAUUUUCUCUCGCUACUGGAGCGGCAGGCCUCCCUGCUCAGCAAGGCAGCAGGUGAUCGAAGUCGUGGCCGCCCAAGUUGCGUUACCAGGCCUACAUGAUUUUACGGCACAGCGGCCUGUCUAUAUAAAUUGGAGGACGCGCGUGUUCGUUGAACAUCCAGUUUUGUUCGUUGGUGCUAUGUGAGCCUGUCAGCGAAACUUUGUAAAAAGUCUUCAUCGAUGCAUCCCCGCGGGUGCCUGAAAAUUUCGCCGUCAGUGGCAGUAUUGAAAAAAACUCAGGAGACAUGGUUCCCCUUUACAGUUUGAGGGCGUGUUUCGUCCAGUGUGCUGUUGAUGUCUGAGACUCAACUUACAUCAGUACAGCGACGCUUGUUAGUUGUCACUGCACCGGUCCUUGCAAGAGCGGAGCAUUUCCAACUUCACUCCAUCAAGAGGGUCCAUGUGUGUUCCCAGCCGAAACAACACCAGCACAGCUUUUGAGGGGGUUAGGAUCCGUAGUAGCCACUGCGCAGGUGGAGGGUCGUCCGUUUUUCCGUACAUCUGCGAAGCCGCUCUGAAGCAGAGCUCUAUAUCGAACGGCACACGAAAGAAACAACAGCUUCACUCAACCAGCUCUCUGGCGACAUCUCCCAACACUAUGCUUCUCUUCUUGGCUAUACUAGCCGUCUCCUGUGCGUACACGCACGAGACCGAGGCCAGCCUGCAGUUUGCUCCCGGUCGACAUCCAUCUAGGAGGUCUGGCCUGCUCCGCACGUUGGCUGCUGAUAGGGAUGUGGUAGAUCUGAAUGAAUACCAGAAGAAUGCGCCGUUUUCAGUGGUCGACGCUGCGCCGCAAGGUGUUUCUCCGCCGGCGGCAUUCAGUGUGGGGGGUGUCUCUGCGGCUGGAAGUGAGACCCAGCGGGAGUCACGUCCGCCUUCAUCGCUCGUUUCAAUUGGGAACCACUCCGAAUCCUUAUCAAGGUUUGCAAUCGACGAGUUGUCAUCUUUAACCCAUGCAUUUCCACCAGAAGCAACGAGAUCGUCAGCGUUGGAGACAGCCGCGUUCGUCCCUCGGCGGAGGAAUCGCUCCGGGAGGUACGGGUUGGGACCACGCUUGCGAAGGAUUGGCUCCCGAAUUAGUCAGUUUUUCUACAGCAGGGCGCGUCAAGCGAAGAGGAUGUUCAAUCUCCUUCGUCUUCAAUUCCGUGAUCGUCACGGACUCUCUCGCAUACCCAGUGACAUCACUAAGGAGGAGCUAUGGCUCGUCGCAAAUGGGCUGACUCCCACGUCCGAGCGUGAGGAAACCCUGGUAAAAACGUUUGGCUCAAAACCUGGGUAUCCGGUUCCAGUCACGGCCUGUGAGGCGCAUAGGGAGGCAUCUCUUUCAUUCGUACCCCUUAGCCGCCAGCCGUCGGUCGCUUCGACAACAGCAUCCGAAGCUGGCCUUGAGGACGUCGACGCCAUACGAGUUCCAGAUGAAACGCCAACCGCUUCCGGAGGGCUGAUGGAAAGCGAUGAAACUCCGUUGUUACAAACGAGCCAAGACACAGCAGAGUCGCUUUUGGCGGCAGUGCAUGCAGAGUACCAUAGCAGGGUCGUCCAAUUCAGUCAAAAGAAAUCUGCGGAGAGGGAGCAACGGUCGCGUGAUCUUCCUUCUGGCACAGGUCCUUUGAGAGUAGCUAUAUUUCAAUGGAACACUGAACUGUUCAAACCUACCCCCUUUGAGUUCCUGCUGCCUUUCUGUCGCGAACAUCCUUUUGAAAAGGGCAAGCCUGUCAUCGACCUGGACAACAUUGAUAUGUUCUUUGUCACUGUUCAAGAGAACAAUCGAUAUUCACCUCCAGAGGAGGCGAUACUCCGUGAUUCCGUCCUAGAUGGUCUGAACGCAAUCAGUAUAACCCCAACUUGGACCCUGUCAGGAGUCCGUCAAUUGAACAACACCAGGGGCACUAUGCUUAGGAGCUUGCGCUUCUUCACGCCAAAUACACAAGCGAUCAUGUGGUUUGCGAGAGACACCGUGGAAAUGACCGGAGCCCCCGAGUUUUGCAUGGGCAGCAUUGAGUCAUCGGAGAAAGGCUUCGUCGGAGUGAAGAUGACUGUUGCAGGCGUAGGGAAGGUGUUGAUCGCCGGGAUUCAUGUCACCCACAAAAGAAGCAACACCCCUCCAGUGUCGCAAGUUCUUUCGAUGAUGGCAGAGAACUGUGGAGGUGAAGGAACUGGUAGUUUGGACGAUUUCGAUAUCGUCCUUGUUGCCGGCGACUUCAAUGCUCGGUUGAACAUGAAGACAUCCGAGGAGGUUCUGACUGGCGUAUCAGGACUUUCCCCGUUCACAAACUAUCUCGACAGUGAAGGCGGUUCCAUAAGCGGCAAGAACUUCAUGCGGAGCCUUCAAGAAAGCUACGAAACAAAAGAAUCACUUUUUCAACGGCGCGUUGUUCCUGUUUUAUUUAUGAUGGAUUCGAUGAUACCGAAUCCCGGCAGAGAGGAGCUGGGUCAGGACUUUACCGUGGCUCUACGUGAAGCGGGGUUUUCAUCAGUAAACGUGUGCUAUCGAGGUGGCUUCAGUUACCCAUGGUCGAAGGAUUGCCGCCCCUAUCGCGAUGGAGAAGUCAUCACGGCGACAAUCACAUCGAUGAUGAAAAGAUGCUUCAGUCCGUCGGGCCUCGAAAGACCACAGGGCACAGGGUUUUUGGAUCGCGUCAUAAUUCGAGCAAAGGGAGAUGCUGGUGCAUUUCUCAUGAGCACAUACGUGUACCACAACACGCGCAGUGACCAUAUACCAUUUUCUUUUGUGGUUCAUCUCUUUGGUUCGCGGAUUAACAGUGUUGUGCAAGAGUCAUAACUCUUCAAGGUGAGACCAGAAUCUUGUGGGGGUCUGCCCCUGUGGCGAGCGGAAGCAGGCAUCAACAUCCGUGUGUGUCUUCAGAAAGGAAGUAUAGCAGGGCAUCCCACGUAAAUGGGCAUCUGACGUUUGAUGGCGCCAGUUCCAUUAUUAUGCUGUGUCGCGAGUUAAGCGGCUGCACGUCGUGUCACACGCCGCUACUCCACAUUAUCGCGCCGUAGUAACUUUCAUGAGGCCGGACAUCACGUCCACCAAACAAAAAUGUGAGUCUCGGGAACCCAACAGCUCUGCAAAAGGGAUGACUAAAAAUCGGCAGGCUCUUCUGCUAA
Toxoplasma gondii ME49 is the source of this 4036-nucleotide messenger RNA. RefSeq lists its product as hypothetical. Lineage: Eukaryota; Apicomplexa; Conoidasida; Eucoccidiorida; Sarcocystidae. The record is from RefSeq and is a predicted model, not a curated record. Bases 1326 to 3707 code for a protein of 793 amino acids. The transcript has 7 exons.